Messenger RNA from Leucoraja erinaceus (little skate), 1968 nucleotides. Its product is annotated as nuclear factor 7, brain-like. The record is from RefSeq and is a predicted model, not a curated record. Lineage: Eukaryota; Metazoa; Chordata; Chondrichthyes; Rajiformes; Rajidae. The transcript is spliced from 6 exons. Bases 1 to 1149 code for a protein of 382 amino acids. Gene Ontology annotation, molecular function: zinc ion binding.
AUGGUGAGUUUCUGGAACGCGUUGCCAGGGAUGGUGGUGGAGGCUGAUACGAGACAGGCGGUGAAGAGAUUUUUGGACAGGCACGUGUAUGCAGCAAAUGUGCUGGAGACGGCAGCGUACGCGGUGGACACUCGCGGUACAGAGGGAUCACAAGGGAUCAGCAGCUCCCAAUCAGUGAAAGCAGUUUCAAACCAGGAAGUGGCAGGAGUUAAAAUGGCUUCUAAACGCCAGGUCGAGAGUUUAACAGAGGAGACACUUUGUCCCAUCUGCCUGGAUUUCUUCACCGACCCGGUGUCACUGGAGUGUGGGCACAACUUCUGCCGCUCCUGUAUCACACAGAGUUGGGACAGGGAGGAGAGAAACUCCUGCCCGGAAUGUAGAGAGCAGUUUACAGACCGCACCCUCAAAGUUAAUCGGGCCUUGGCGAGACUGUCUGAGAAAGCUCGAACACUGAGCCUGAAUACGGAAGAGAAGGAAAGUAAACAUCACUGCGAGGAACAUCAGGAAGAACUGAAGCUGUUUUGUGAAACGGACAAGAAACUGAUCUGUGUGAUUUGUCGAGAUGCGCGGGAACACAAGUCUCACAGCUUCAUACCGAUUAAAGAAGCUGUUGAAACCUACAAGGAUCAGGUUAAAUCAUCCAUACAAUCACUGACAACAAAUAAAUCAGCCAUCCAGGAAAUGGAAGAGCAACAGAAGCAGAAGAUUUCCCAAGUCCGGGAGCAGUCACAAAGCCUCAAGUCUCACGUCACAUCUCAGUUUGUUGAACUGCACCAGAUUCUCGUGAAGAAAGAGCAGCGCAUUCUCGGAGAGAUCAAGGAGGAUGAGGAGAAGAUUCUAAGUCAAAUGGAGAAAAAUCUUCAAGACAUUCAAGAGAAUUUAAACUCUAUUGAGGAGGAACUCUCAAAUCUGCAGGGGCGAAUGGAUCAAACAGACAUCGUGUUAUUUCUGAAGGAGGAAGCUGGUCGCAAGAGCAGAAUUAGUGAUGAGUCCCGGACAUUGUCACUGAGAGAUGGCGCCAUAUUGGAUGAAAGAUUCGAUCACCCCUUCUGGUUGAACGCAGUGAUGAGAGAUAUCUUUGUUGCCAAUCACCAAGGUAAAACAUAUGGAUUCCUCACUUCUUAUGUGGGUGACAUAUUUAAGUUGUAAAUAGAUGCAAAGAUUGACCGUAAUGAUGAACUGAAGGGGAACUAAAGUUUUAUACCAGCAUCAAUCUCACCUGUUGGGAAGCUUCACAGUCAAGUGGUCAGCUGGAGAUGUUAGAACCCUGAACACAUCCAACACAGGAGCACAAUACAACCAAGACACAGACUGCUAGAUGAUAGAAUGUAUCUUAAUCCCAUCCACACCGCAGAAACACGCCAUGAUACGAGUUUGAAUUCUACCAGGUAGCCAGCAAAGUAAACUUGACUAAAUUAAAUCAGAGGUAUUGAAAACUGGUAGGUAUUAGAUGACCAGGAUUGUCAUAAAACACACAGGGUUCCAUCAGAGAAGGAAAUAUGUCACUGAUCCUGCUUGUCCUGUCAGUGACGACUGACUUUAGUUAACUCAGGUCUGCCCCCUGCUGGAGUUACGAACUUCAUUGUUAUUAACUCUCCACCACAUUGAAGCAUUGUAUGAAUGAGUCGCGUCAGACAAACUAGCAUUGACCUCAGACAGGGAUUUCGUCUUGGACGAAAACACCCAGUUACUUGUACAGAUGAUUUAAAAUGGAUUUAACAAAAUCUAGUUAAAUUUAGUCCCAAAAGUUAAUCUGCAAGUGGUUAAAAAGAAAGCAAACUCAAGAGGGCUUGUAUACAAAAACAGGGAUGUAAUGCUGAGACUCUAUCGGGUGCUGGGUAAGGCCGCAUUUGGAAUAUUGUGAGUAAUUGUGGACACCAUAUCUGAGGAAGAAUGUGCUGGCUCUGGAGAAGGGCCUGAGGAGGAUAACAAGAAUGAUCCCAGGAAUGAGUAGGCUAACCUACGAUG